UCAUUCAUUUUGGGUAAUUGUGCUUUAUGCAGGUAUUGUUAGGUAGUUUCAUUACAAAUGUACAUAAAAUUUAGCUUCAAUCUAAACGUUAGACGAAAGGGUUACCUUUGUCUCUUUUUCAUCACAAUGUGUUAUCACAACCGUACCUUCUGCAAUCCAGUGGUCCAAAGGUUAUCUCUGUCCGUUCUCAUUCAUUCUUUGGUCUUCAGGAGGAUUCGACGCCUCGAACACUCUCUCUGAACACGUGUCGACGGUUUGCAGUGAAGGAACAUAAUGAAUCUGCAGGAAUACUUCAGAAGGAUCGGGUUCGGCGGCGUGUACGAGAAACCCGACUUGGCCACACUCCGCACCGUCCACGAGCUGCACGUGAUGAGCGUCCCCUUUGAGAACCUCAGCAUCCACUGUGGAGAGCGGAUCACCAUGGACCUACAGAUCAUUUAUGAGAAGAUCGUGAGAAACCGUCGUGGAGGAUGGUGCUGUGAAAACAACCUUCUUUUCUCCUGGGUGCUGAGAGAGAUGGGUUACAAAUACACCAUGUUGGGUUCUAGAGAAUUCCAAACCCUCAAAAAUGACUUCAGCCCCAUGGAUUCCCAUCUCAUUAACAUGGUGGAGAUCGAAGGCAAGCCGUAUGUAGCUGAUGUGAGUUUUGGAGUGUCGUACCAGAUCUGGUACCCGUUAGAAAUGAUUGCAGGUAAAGAUCAACCACAGCCAUCAGGGAUCUUCCGCCUGCUGAAGGACGGUGAGACUUGGAUGCUGGAGAAGACCGGAAGGAAGCCAGUGAUCCAGAACAAAGCCCUCGCCAAACCCAGCUUCAUCGACAAACGCCUGACGAAGCCGAUACACUCUUUCGUAUUAACGCCACGUGGGAUUGAUCAUUUCCUGAACACAAGUGAGUACCUGCAGACCAGCCCCGAGUCUCUGUUCACCCAGAAAUCCAUCUGUUCCCUCCAGACCCCAACCGGGUUCAGAUCUCUGAUUGGUUGGACCUACUGUGAAGUCACUUUUAACCCUGACGAAGACACGGAUAUCAUCGACAUAAGAGUUUUAGCUGACAGUGAGAUAGAGACUAUACUAAAGGAAAAGUUCAACAUCGUUUUAGCUAAUAAACUAACGCCAAUUGACAACAAAGCUGCAUAAGAAGAAUAUGGUGUCUAUACAUCGUGCACAGUUUUAUAAGAUAUCGCUAACAACCAAGAUCAUAACGUCAGCCUUUUUGUGCACACAAAUUCGAAACAUUCUAAAUUUACAUUUACAGCAUUUGGCAGACGCUCUUAUCCAGAGACUUGCAUUAUCUCAUAUUUAUACAACUGAGCAAUUGAGGGUUAAGGGCCUUGCUCAGGGGCCCAGAGAUAGCAGCUUGGUGGAUCUGGGAUCAAACUCACAACCUUCUGAUUGGUAGCCCAACACCUUAACCACUAGGCCACCACAUGCCCUCUAAAUACACCAUGUUGGGUUCUAGAGAAUUCAAAGCCCUCAUCACUCCUCACACUGCACCCCGCAACCUCCGAUCUACCAGCACUGCUCGACUGGUUCCACCAUCUCUCAGGGUAAGAGGCAAGUAUACUACAAGACUCUUCUCUGUUCUGGCACC
Molecule: messenger RNA, 1591 nt
Organism: Tachysurus fulvidraco (yellow catfish)
Lineage: Eukaryota; Metazoa; Chordata; Actinopteri; Siluriformes; Bagridae
Product: arylamine N-acetyltransferase, pineal gland isozyme NAT-3-like
Exons: 2
Coding region: 274-1137 (287 amino acids)
Molecular function (GO): acetyltransferase activity
Source: RefSeq, a predicted model, not a curated record